UUUGCACCUCCGCUCCUUGUCCACUUUUCUUCUUGGCUUUCCCUUCUGCCCGUUUGUUCCCCCAUUCCGAAUCGCAUCUCGCGGCGGCCGGCGAUCCCCCCAGAAGCGAAGAUCUAUCGGGGUUGCGCCAGCGCCACCGCCGACGGAAGCUCCAGCGCGCGCGGCCGCACCACCGUGACGCGCCUCUUUCGCCGCGCCUUCGAUCAUAUUUCGGUAGGGGGGAUCGAGCGGGGCUGGUUCGCAGGAGAAGGGAUAGGAGAGGAUGAUACUGCUCCAAUCCCCAUCCAGGUUCCUACUCCAGAUCCUGAAGGAUCGCGUCGUCAGCGGCGACAAGGGCGUGGACAUCGAUUGCCACACGGUGGAGUUCGACGAUGUGCGGUAUCAUAUCCAGUUUUCAAUGAGGAAUCCAAAGGUAAUGGUGCUAUCAGUGGCAUUGCCCCUCGCACCUCCUGAGGCUAUUCUGCACGACGGGCUUCCUCUUGGUGCCAUUGAUGCUAUAAAGGCGGCUUAUGGGGCAGUGGUUCAAAUUCUUGAUCCUCCAAAGGACUGCUUUGAUCUCACAAUGAAGAUAAACUUAACAAAGCUUCCGACAGAUGAAGAGCAGCGGAAUGUUGUCUUGACACAAAUUGCAUCUGUGAGAGAGGUUGUGCUGGGUGCACCGCUGAAGCUUCUGCUCAGGCAUCUAGCUUCAAAGACAGUGGCUCCUAACGUGGAUAAGCUGGUUGCCCUUGUUCACCGUCCUAAUGAAUCGUUCUUCCUUGUUCCCCAGGCAGACAAAGUUACAGUUGUAUACCCAAUGAGGUUCCAGGAUUCGAUUGAUAUUGUCUUAGCAACUUCGUUUUUGCAGGAAUUUGUAGAAGCAAGGCGGACUGCUGCACUUAACAAUGCCCCUUCCUGUAUGUGGUCUCCAGUACCACCUCUUGAGUUAAAAGGCGUGAAUGCUGAUGCACUUGAUGCAAAUGCUGGUUUUGUUACUUUUGUUGUUUUCCCUCGGCAUGUUGAGGGUAGAAAGCUAGACAAAACAGUUUGGAGUUUGUUAACCUUCCGUGCUUAUGUAAGCUACCACGUAAAGUGUUCUGAAGGAUUCAUGCACACCAGGAUGAGGCGUAGAGUUGAGUCUCUGAUCCAGGCUUUGGACCGUGCUAAAUCCGAUGCAGAGAAGCUGAAGAAGUUGGUACAUGGCGGGUCUUUUAGGAGACUGAGCAUGAAGCACGAAGGCAACUCUAAUCGGUGAAGGAAGACUCAGACAAGCAAAUAUAUGAAGGUUUUGCUCAACUUUCCAUCAUGGGUGCUACUGGUAGAACACUUAUUUUAACUUCCGGUAAGAUUUGGGUGGCAGCCGUUGAAACAACAUGAGCACCCUACUGUGGCCCGUCGCUUGUUUGUUUGUUUGUUCCGGGAGGAUACUGUAUUUAUGGUCGAAAUUUGACUUGAGGAAUAGGUGAGAUUUAAUUGGUCUUUGUAAAUUUCGAUGCAUAUGUCCUGACGCUAUUUUGCACAUAGUUUUCCACAAGAAAAAUAAAUUAGAGUAUGCA
Triticum dicoccoides is the source of this 1535-nucleotide messenger RNA. Its product is annotated as actin-related protein 2/3 complex subunit 2A-like. Gene Ontology annotation, molecular function: actin filament binding; structural constituent of cytoskeleton. The coding region runs from base 263 to 1234 and encodes 323 amino acids. Gene Ontology annotation, biological process: actin filament polymerization; Arp2/3 complex-mediated actin nucleation. Lineage: Eukaryota; Viridiplantae; Streptophyta; Magnoliopsida; Poales; Poaceae. The record is from RefSeq and is a predicted model, not a curated record. Gene Ontology annotation, cellular component: Arp2/3 protein complex; actin cytoskeleton. The transcript is spliced from 10 exons.